AUGACAAAUGCAGAUGACUUAGCAAAUGUAACCUCUUGCAAAUUUCCCGAAAACCCGUAUUGUCAGUACGAGAAAGAGAGACUCUCGCAUUUAAUGAUUCGCUUGGAAUCAUCCUUGUCUUUGUGUGGUCGCUUCAAUCUAAAUGAAGCUGAGUUAAAGCUACUUGCAACAGCAAUGAUCCCUAUAAAGUUGACUGAUAUAAUUGAUACUGCUAAAGCUCUGCGCGACAAUUUCCCUUCAGAUGCACAUCAGGUGCAGCCGAAAUAGGAUGCUCUUUUGAAAAAAUGCCAUUCUCUUCUUCAGGGGAUUGCAGAGCUGAAGUUUCCGCCUGUGAAACCAAGAUGGGCGGAUUUUACCGACACUGGACCUGGAGUUGCUUGUAACAAUUUCGAAGUACAGUUCAGGGAUGCUGAGUUAGCGAUUAUCCAUAACAGUGACUAUUGGAUCAGACUGCAUUCUUCCAGGGGUAAUUUGUCUGAUAACGAGGCCGAGAGAACUAACAGCGCAAUCGGCGACAGUAUCGUAGAUGGCGCAACACUCCAGUGGAACAAACAUAAACGCUUUGAUGGACUAAGUGACGAAGAUAUAAGUAAACUGAUGGUGAAAGAGUUCAAAGAACACGAGACGGAUAGAAUGGAGAAGAAUGCGUGGUACUGUGCUAAUGAAAUUCGCAAUAGGGUUGAUGGGGCACCAGUGUUUAACGAGUUUAUUAAAUGUUAUUUAACUCCAAAGCAAAGCCCUUUCUUUUUCAACAAAAAAAUACUUAAAACAAUUUCAAAGUUGUACUGCCACUGA
Molecule: messenger RNA, 795 nt
Organism: Paramuricea clavata
Lineage: Eukaryota; Metazoa; Cnidaria; Anthozoa; Malacalcyonacea; Plexauridae
Source: the annotation of a GenBank genome assembly